AGGCAGAUCAUUGUCAACGUGCUAAGCAUUCUCUCUUUUCGACCCAUACCAUCUCAACACCCACCCGCACCAUCAUCAUGGCUGACGCUGCACAACUCGAAAAGCACCUCUCUACUCGAGCCUACAUUGACGGCUACGAGCCCACCUCCGCCGAUGUCGAGGCUUACAACGGAUUGAAGAGUGCUCCUGACGCCAAGGAGUACCCUCACACUGCCCGAUGGUACCGACACAUUGAUUCUUGGAAGUCGGAGCACUCUUCCUUGCCCAAGGGAACCGCUCUCGCCGCUUCCUCCAGCUCUACCUCUGCUCCUGCUGCCAAGAAGGACGAGGAGGAGGCUGAGGCUGAGGACGAUGACGAGAUCGACCUCUUUGGAGAGGAUGAGGAGGAGGAUGCCGAGGCUGAGCGAGUCAAGGCUGAGCGAGUCGCCAAGUACAACGAGGCGAAGGCCGCCAAAGCCGCUGCCAACGCUGCUGCUGGAAAGGACGCUCCCGUCGCCAAGUCCGUCGUCACCCUGCAGGUGAAGCCUUGGGAUGAUGAGACUGACAUGGAUGCCAUGGAGAAGGACGUCAGGGCGAUUGAGAAGGAUGGUUUGGUCUGGGGUGCUUCCAAGUUGGUUCCUGUCGGAUACGGUAUCAAGAUGUUGCAGAUCACCUUGGUCGUCGAGGACGCCAAGAUCUCUCUCGAAGAAUUGCAAGAGGAGAUUGCCGAGCUCGAGGACUACGUCCAGUCCACUGAUGUCGCUGCCAUGCAAAAGCUUUAGAUAGAGGGGACUCGUCAUGCGAGCUCACGGAUAUGCAUUGGUGUCGAACGAGCUUUGAUUUAGUAUCAUGCCAUUGUUUCCGAUGGUCUGAGCCAUGGACUCUGAGCUCGGUGAUCAAAGGAAAACGCGCCAAGAUCGGGCACUUGGGGAUAAAAUAGCUAGCACAGGCAAUGACGAUGUCGUCGCCGUUGACAGCGUUGCGAAGUCAGGGCGUCGGUAGCGAAGUCUCUGAUACUGCGCAGUGUGUCGUUUGAGCAGUCUUGGAAUCGCCAGACACAGCGGUUAACAAGCCAUGUCAUCAAUCGCUUCGCGAGCUUCUCUUGUAGGAGAGGCGGAACCAGACGUCAGCGCAAGGUCGGUCUAGCCGGUCUCUGAAGCCCAGCGCAGUUUGAGCAUGCAGCAUGCAAGG
This is a messenger RNA of Kockovaella imperatae, 1170 nucleotides long. RefSeq lists its product as hypothetical. The transcript is spliced from 5 exons. Bases 78 to 761 code for a protein of 227 amino acids. Gene Ontology annotation, molecular function: translation elongation factor activity; guanyl-nucleotide exchange factor activity. Lineage: Eukaryota; Fungi; Basidiomycota; Tremellomycetes; Tremellales; Cuniculitremaceae. The record is from RefSeq and is a predicted model, not a curated record. Gene Ontology annotation, cellular component: cytosol; eukaryotic translation elongation factor 1 complex. Gene Ontology annotation, biological process: translational elongation.